Messenger RNA from Cylindrotheca closterium, 762 nucleotides. NCBI's taxonomy places the organism in Eukaryota, Bacillariophyta, Bacillariophyceae, Bacillariales, Bacillariaceae. The record is from the annotation of a GenBank genome assembly.
AUGUGGAAGAGUGUAUCUGAAGGAUCCAAGCUUUGCUUCCUCCUGGCCAUAUGCUCUGCACCCACAACACUCCUGCCCCCCUACGACGGGAAAGCUUCCCACCCUGAAGAGGACAAGUCCAAAUUCCUUGAUGACGCUGGAAAACGCCAAUAUCAGAUGUUGGUUGGCAUGGCCCAAUGGGCCGUGACCAUUGGACGAAUGGACAUUGCAUAUGCAGUCUCUUCGCUCAAAAUUCCCAACAAGCAACUGCCUGUUGGCUCGCGUCCGCUUGAACUUUGCCCGAAACUGACAGCGACCAAAGGUACAUUCAAGGCAGAUUUCCUUGAAGAGUAUCCGGAUGCAAAGGAGGACCGAGAUCCCAAGGAACUCAAGACCUUUGGAAAGCCAGUACAAACAAGUGUCUUCUUUGAUGCCAAUCUGGCACACGACCUAGUUACUCGGCGGUCCAUAACUGGACUCCUUGUCUAUGUCAAAAGCACCCUUGUUUCAUGGACCUCCAAGCGUCAGGGCUGCAUCGCGUCGAGCACAUAUUGCUCUGAAUAUAUCGCUAUGCCCGCGGCCACAGAAGAGGCAAUCUCCAUCCAAUAUAUGCUCCGUUCACUGGGUGUUCCUGUAGAGGAGCCUACCAAUUUACUUGGUGACAACCUGGGAGUCAUCCAGAGCGCUGCCAUGAAGGAUGCAGAUCUUAAGAAGAAACAUGUCACGAUUUCUUACCAUUGUGUUUGUGAGGCCGUUGCAGCUCAAAUUAUCAAACCAAUUUGA